AUCCCGGCGUGCAACACCCUUUGGCCCGCCCAGUAUCCGCUCUCCCCUCCCCCUCCCCCUAGCAACACAACCAAGAUGGCGGCGCCCAGUAACGCGGAUCGUUCGCCCGGGAUAUCAAUGCAGUUAAAGAUCCCGAAGACCGAGGCCCCGUCACCGGAAUCACCAGAUCUGAGCGACGGAAAUCCGUACCACUCCAACCCAUCGACUCCUACCCGCUUUUCCCCUUUGAACUUGGGUACCCCAAGCUCUGCGAUCGCAGGCCGCGGUAGCUCGGCCUCCGCCUCCAACAGCUUUCCCGCCUGCAGAGGGAUGUCUUGGACACCGUCGGAAACGAACGCACUGAUCGCCGUUUGGGGCAACGAGCGACUGGCUGAGGCACGCAUGCAGCAGCUUGAAGGGGCUGGCACGGUGUUUUCGGGCAAGGCGCCAGGGCCUGCCAUGUAUGAACGGGUCUCCCGCGCCCUGGGUGAGCUUGGCUAUGAGAGAACGCCUUCUCAGUGUCGAGAACGAAUUAAGACCUUAAGACGAUGUUACAGUCGUGUCAAAGAACAUGGUAUUGGCAAACGGAAAAGCAGUUACUCAAUAGAGCAGCUGGAAAAGGUGUUUGGGCAGGGAGGUUGGGACUCACAAACCUGUCAACCUGUAUUAAUAAACAGCAGUGGUCUGUACCAGGAGAUGGAGUCUGAUGGGAGUACAAUGGAGGAUUACUCCCAAGAGGACUGGGUAAACCAAGAGCUACCAUCCUUCCAGGAGAAAGAGCUGGACACAGAGGAUUUGAGCUUUUCAAAAAAAAGAUCAGUGCAGCUUCGGCAAGAAUCUACAGAGGAACUCCAGAGGCAUGACAUCAUGCAGAACGUGGUGCGUAUCCUAGAGUCGGUGCAGCUCAAAUGGGAACAUUUCCAGACGUGGACUGAUUUUUCUCGGUUACAUCUCUCCAACAAGUUAGCCAUCUUUGGGGUGGGCUACAAUACUCGCUGGCGAGAGGAGAUUCGUUACCACUAUGCCGAGAUCAGCUCCCAGGUGCCUCUGGGAAAGCGCUUACGUGAGUACUUUAAUCCAGAGAAAAGUGAAGGGCGUGUCAUUAUGACCAAGGUGCAGAAAAUGAACUGGAAGAACGUCUAUUACAAAUUCCUGGACAUCACUAUCAGUGAAGCACGCUGCCUGGAGCUACACAUGGAAGUAGACUGGAUUCCUAUUGCCCACUCACGAGCAACAGGGAGCACCAAUAACGUGCAAUAUCUCCUUCCUGGAGGUAUCCCCAAGACUCAUGGCCUGUAUGCUGUAGGCUAUGAGCAGGCAUCCACCCCAUCUGCCUCGGAGUGUGGAGACAAUGAAGGUGAAACGGGUAGAUCCCCUGAGAAAGGGGAAAGCAGAGAACAUGCUGAAUCCUCUGUUCCCAAAGUGACUUACUGCUUCCUUGGCAUUGCUGAGGAUCGGACACUCCAGCAGUGCCUGUUUCAACACUUUCAGAACGGUGGUAAGUACUAUGGCAGAGGAGAGCCAUCAGCUGUCACCAAGUUCCUCACAGGGAACUGCAAUGCACAGCUGGAGGAAGGGGCAGCACCACCGAAAAACAUCUACAUUAAGUUCAUUGAGGUGGAACUGGAUUUUCUGUCUGCAGGAUCCUUAGUGGAAUGUUUGGAAAUAGCAAUUGGAUAUUCCUUAAAGUUCAACAAAUAGGGCCUGAGGUGUGGAAUAUUAGCUUCAGGAGUGCGACAAAGCCUUGCAGGAAGGCAACUUGUGUCACCUGUCUGGUUGCAGCUACACUGGCUCUCCUUGAGAGUUUUUUUUUUCUUUAUAAAAGAAGGGCAGUCCCACCCAAUGAGCACCAGGGAUGGGGUGAGAGGAACUGACUUAACUCAACCCACAGAGUUCCCUUCAUGGGAGCCUCUUGCUGCAACGCUGCCUUUUGGACCCAACAGUCUUCUUUUUAUUUUUUUAAAUUCAAUCUAAUACUUCAACCAGAGUGCCAGCAACAACAGAAACUGGAAAAAAACUGAAAAGCAAAUUAUGGACAGGCUGUGCUGGAGUUUUAGAUAGCAUACCAUGACAAAAUAAUGAGUGUCUAUUGCUUUGAUAUAUUAAUGUGAACAUUCCAGCAUUUCCAGACAUUUCAUAUAAAGAAUUGCUGUAAUAAAAUAUCUACUAUUAAUGUA
Erpetoichthys calabaricus (reedfish) is the source of this 2156-nucleotide messenger RNA. RefSeq names its product myb/SANT-like DNA-binding domain-containing protein 2 (gene msantd2). The transcript has 4 exons. The record is from RefSeq and is a predicted model, not a curated record. Bases 76 to 1680 code for a protein of 534 amino acids. Lineage: Eukaryota; Metazoa; Chordata; Cladistia; Polypteriformes; Polypteridae.